AAAACUUCACAAAGUAUUUGACAUUACAAAAGCAACAUGUAUACUAUAACAUUCGCGAUGCUUGCGUUCUUUUGUGCUUAUUUGGCGGAUAACACAAUAGGCUUUAGGGUUGGAGGUCUAAGUGAACUUAAAGAUGCAACCCCAAAAACCCAGCAGCUCGUAGACUCAGUGCGAGAUGAUAUCAUUGGACAGCUUCCUCUGGGAUACGACAGAGAGCAGCCGUUAAAGCUGAAAUCUAUCUCGUACAGAGAACAAAUAGUUGCGGGGUUUAAUUACUUUAUAAAGAUUGAGACAGGAUGGAACCGAUACAUUCACGUUAUAAUCUAUGAGGACCUUCGCGGGAAGACUGUACUAACGGGCAUAGAGCUACAGAAAUCUCUGUCUGACCCCAUUGAAGUCUUCGAUACAAACGUGCGAGAUGAGAUUAUUGGUCAGCUCCCUCUGGGCUACGACAGAGAGCAGUCCUUGCAACUUAACGCCGUGUCAUACAGAGAACAGGUUGUCGCUGGAAAGAAUUAUUUCAUCAAGGUUGAGACCGGAUUCAACAGAUACAUCCAUGUCAGGAUCUACAAAGACCUGAGAGGCGAUGCUUCCGUCACAAGAGUACAGUUAGAGAAGACUCUCUCUGACCCUAUUGAAUUCUUCUAAAGAAACCGUGAUUAAAAGUUAUAGCCUUGAUUAUUUAUGCCGUAAAUAAAAUUGGACAACUACAGUUACAGCCACUUUUUGUUUAUAAGGACUUUAAGCCAUAAGUGCUCUUGGUCAAACAUCAGCUGUUUGAUUUUGACCAGUUAUUCUAAAAUGUUUUUAAAAUGUAUUAAAAACAUUGCAACUAAAUAAUGUAAAAAAAAAAACAUUUAG
Magallana angulata is the source of this 861-nucleotide messenger RNA. RefSeq lists its product as uncharacterized. The record is from RefSeq and is a predicted model, not a curated record. The transcript is spliced from 5 exons. The coding region runs from base 37 to 648 and encodes 203 amino acids. Gene Ontology annotation, molecular function: cysteine-type endopeptidase inhibitor activity. Gene Ontology annotation, cellular component: cytosol. NCBI's taxonomy places the organism in Eukaryota, Metazoa, Mollusca, Bivalvia, Ostreida, Ostreidae.